Molecule: messenger RNA, 2399 nt
Organism: Marmota flaviventris (yellow-bellied marmot)
Lineage: Eukaryota; Metazoa; Chordata; Mammalia; Rodentia; Sciuridae
Source: RefSeq, a predicted model, not a curated record
CUGCGGCGCUCCCCAAGUUCCCGUUCGAGGGUCUGAGCUUUGGAGCCGCCGCCUGGACCGGCUCUGACGUCCUGGCCCCAGGCUGAACAGUGAGCGGCUCUGGAGCCUAAAACGGCGCCAAAACGAAGCCCGAGCAUCCUCCCGGGCCUGCGCCUCGGGCUCGGAGACCGGCGGGCGGAGACCGAGCCGAGGCCGCCUUCCUCGCUGGCGACCGUAGCCCUCGGCCUGCGCCAAACUCCGCUCCUAAUAACACCAUCAGGCCCUGUCAGUUAGGAGCAGCGUGUUCUUUGCAUGCAUUCUCAUAAUUAAACCUCCCAACAGCCCUAUAAGGGUAUUGUUAUUCCUAAAUACCACAAAGGAGCAAGUGAAAAUUGGGAGGUUCUAAAAGGCAAGAAAGCCACUUGGGCGCAAUUUUCUGUGGCAUCUCUGGAAUACUACCUGAGAAUUCUUGUGUACCAUGUCAAAGAAACGCAAGUGGGAUGAUGACUAUGUCCGUUACUGGUUCACCUGUGCAACAGAGGCUGAUGGAACUCAACGCCCACAGUGUGUGUUGUGUAACUCAGUGUUUUCAAAUACUGACCUUAGGCCAUCAAAACUGUCAGACCAUUUUAACAGACAGCAUGGUGGUAUAGCUGGACAUGAUCUCAGUGGCCUGAAGCCUGUGCCAACACCAUCUGAUAAGAGAGAAACCUUGAAGGCACUCGGAGUUGCAUCUCAUGAGGAUGCCUUAUUACAAGCAUCGUAUCAGUUUGCAUAUUUAUGUGCCAAAGAGAAGAAUCCUCAUACAAUAGCUGAAAAAUUGGUCAAACCUUGUGCACUGGAAAUAGCCCAAAUAGUUUUGGGACCAGAUGCACAAAAGAAGCUUCAGCAAGUACCUUUAUCAGAUGAUGUGAUCCAUUCUAGAAUUGAUGAAAUGAGCCAGGAUAUCUUACAGCAAGUUCUAGAAGAUAUCAAAGCCAGUCCUCUUAAGGUGGGUAUUCAGCUUGCUGAGACAACUGACAUGGGUGACUGCAGUCAGCUAAUGGCAUUUGUACGAUAUAUAAAAGAAAAAGAGAUCAUAGAAGAAUUCCUGUUCUGUGAACCACUGCAGUUAACCAUGAAAGGAAAAGAUGUGUUCCGCCUCUUCAGGGGCUUCUUUCUGAAGCACAAAAUAGCACUUGAUGUAUGUGGCUCUGUUUGUACUGAUGGUGCCUCCUCUGUGCUAGGAGAAGGUUCAGAAUUUGUUGCCUAUGUGAAAAAAGAGGUACCUCAUAUUGUGGUCACACACUGUCUGUUAAACCCUCAUGCACUUGUCACAAAGACGUUGCCUACAAAACUGAGGGAUGCCCUGUUUACUGUGGUGAGGGUAGUAAAUUUCAUCAAAGGUCGGGCUCCAAACCAUCGCCUGUUUCAAGCUUUCUUCGAAGAAAUUGGCAUAGAAUAUAGCGUCCUCCUUUUCCAUACUGAAAUGAGGUGGCUUUCCCGAGGCCAAAUGCUUACUCAUAUCUUUGAAAUGUAUGAAGAAAUAAAUCAGUUUCUUCACUACCAAAGCAGUAAUUUAAUUGAUGGGUUUGAAGAUAAAGAGUUUAAAGUUCACCUGGCAUACCUUGCAGACUUAUUCAAACACCUAAAUGAACUUAGUGCCUCUCUGCAAAGGACUGGGAUGAACACAGUAUCAGCUAGAGAAAAGUUAUCUGCUUUGGUUAGAAAGUUUCCAUUUUGGCAAAAAAGAAUUGAGAAAAGAAACUUUACAAACUUUCCUUUCCUUGAAGAAAUCACUGUUUCAGAUAAUGAAGGAGUAUGCAUUGCCCCGGACGUCUUGUGGCAUCUCCAGGAGCUGAGCAGCUUCUUCCAUGGAUAUUUUUCUGUUGGAGCUCUUGAUGAGGCAAGUAAAUGGAUACUGGAUCCAUUUCUUUUUAAUCUCGAUUUUGUCGAUGAUGGUUAUUUAAUGAAAAAUGAUCUUGCCGAACUACGAGCUAGUGGCCAAAUCCUCAUGGAAUUUGAGACGAUGAAGCUUGAGGAUUUCUGGUGUGCUCAAUUCACGGUGUUUCCAAACCUGGCAAAGGCAGCUCUAGAAAUCCUCAUGCCAUUUGCAACUACAUACCUUUGUGAGAUGGGCUUUUCAUCACUUUUACAUUUCAAAACAAAGUCUAGAAGUGGCUUUAGUGUGAGUGAUGACAUCCGUGUGGCUAUUUCAAAAAAAGUUCCUCGUUUCUCAGACAUCAUCGAACAAAAGCUGCAGUUGCAGCAAAAGGCACUGUAAGCUUAACACUUUUUUAACGUGUAAUUUUUAAUAUAUUCUUAAUAACUAUUGUAAAAUUAAGCUGUAAUUGUUUUCCUUCCUUUUAUAUUUAUGGUACACUGAAUUCUGUGCUUUAAAAAUUAGCUACUUCAGCUUUCAAUAAGGCAUGUGAAAAUAU